Messenger RNA from Trematosphaeria pertusa, 1227 nucleotides. Its product is annotated as NAD(P)-binding protein. The record is from RefSeq and is a predicted model, not a curated record. The transcript has a single exon. NCBI's taxonomy places the organism in Eukaryota, Fungi, Ascomycota, Dothideomycetes, Pleosporales, Trematosphaeriaceae. Bases 174 to 1073 code for a protein of 299 amino acids.
GAAGAACACAACCCUUUUUCAGGCUAUAAGAAGGGUGGGUAUUCACAUGAGAUCCUCUAUACUAGUUCAUCGAUCCUCUCCUACAUCCUCGAACGCUCCCUUUGCCCCGUUCCAUUGUCGUUGAUAAAAUAUUCGUCAAUCUUAAGCUCACAAUUCCCCUUUCCGUCCCCGAAAUGACAAGAGCAAUACUGGUCAUCGGUGCCACAGGGAAGCAAGGUGGUAGCGUGAUUAGAACGCUACAAGAGACUGAUUUCAAGAUCGUGGCCUUGACACGAGACACCGCGUCGCCCUCCGCUCAAAAGCUCUCCAACUCGUCACGGAACGUCAAGCUACUCCAAGGCGACCUAAGCAACGCGCCUGCUAUCUUCGAGGGCGCCAAAAGAGUCGCCAAGAAUACCGUCUGGGGGGUAUAUGGCAUGCACCCUGCUGGUGCAGGCAAAUCUGUUGAGAAGAAGCAAGGAAACGCGCUGAUUGACGCUGCAAUCACCGCCGACGUACGAUUCUUCGUCUACAGCUCGAUCGACCGCGGGGGCGAAAGAUCUUCCUCCAAUCCUACGUCCAUUCGGAACUGGGCCUCCAAAUACCACAUCGAGAAGCACCUCGAACAGGUGGCCGCAGGUACAGGAAUGAGGUUCUGCGUACUCCGACCGACAGGCUUCAUGGAGGAACUUACGCCUGACUUCGGGGGCAAGGCUAUGGCAAAGAUGUGGGACGUUGCCCUUAAGGACAAGUCGCUUCAGCUUGUUGCUACGAAAGAUAUUGGUUGGUUUGCUGCUCAAGCGUUCAAGCACCCGGAUGAGUUCGCUGGACGGUACAUCUCAUUGGCCGGAGAUGAACUCACGUUCCGCCAGGCAAACGAGAUCUUCAAGGCGAAGUUUGGAAAGGACAUGCCGGGCACAUUUGGGCUCGUGGCCCGAGGCUUAUUGCACGCGAUGAAGGACAUCGGGGCUAUAUUCAAAUGGUUCAAAGACGAGGGAAAUGCGGUGGACAUCGAGGAAUUGGGGAGGAUGAAUCCCGAACUGAUGGAUUUUGGUGCGUGGCUGGAGAGAGAGAGAGCUUUUCGAUCUAAAUAGUGGUUCGCGACUGGCGGGAUGUCUCUGGAGAAGUGGGGAGGACGUGGGAUGUUGGUCAAUUUUACAACCACCGAAUCUGGCGGCUAACGAUGGAAGCCUCCCGUAAAUCGCAACGCAAUUGCAGUAGCUAAUUGGGUAAUUUCUUGAAAACUUC